Messenger RNA from Thlaspi arvense, 1272 nucleotides. Lineage: Eukaryota; Viridiplantae; Streptophyta; Magnoliopsida; Brassicales; Brassicaceae. The record is from the annotation of a GenBank genome assembly.
AUGAGCGAGGAAUUUCAAAACGAAGCAGUUCAGCCUCAGUCACAGAGAGAGGGAAGGAUGUUUUCUGUUCUCAAUACGUUCCCUUUUCUCAUCCCAUUGUUGGAGGUUGUUAAGGUGGUUGCAGCUUCCGUUGCCUCCGUAGUCUUCUUAGGCUUCGCUGGUAUAACACUCACCGGUACAGCCGUGGCAUUUGCCGUGUCCACACCGCUUUUCCUCAUAUUCAGUCCGAUUCUCGUACCCGCCACUAUAGCCACUACUCUCCUAGCCAGUGGGGUCGGCGCUGGUGCCACCCUUGGAGUGACGGCCCUGGGUCUCAUAAUGUGGCUCCUUAAGCAUAGGAUGGGAGUAAAGCCGAAGGAUAAUCCACCUCCGAAAGGAGCUCCACCAACUGGAGGAGGAGCUCAGCCAUCUGGAGGAGGAGCUCCACCAUCUGGAGGAGGAUCUCCACCAUCUGGAGGAGAAGGAGCUUCGUCGGCCCCGGCAUCUCCAGCAUCUGGAGGAGCUCCACCAUCCCUCUCUCUGUUCGAACUACCAACAUUUAUUAGGGAUAAGCUUUCAGGGUUUGGAGACAAAAAGAAAGGUGGAGGCAAACGUGGAGGUUCAUCCAUGGGCGAAGGUGAACACGGAGGUGAAGGUAAACACGAGGGUAGUGGCAAACCGAAGGGUGGUUUCGGUGGAAAGAAACGCGGGGGUAAAGAUAAAUCUAGAGGUAAAGGUAAAUCUGGAGGAGAUGGAGGUUCAUCCAUGGAUGAAAAAAAACACGAGGGUGGUGGUAGAGCAGGUAAACGCAGGAGUAAAGGUAAAUCUGGAGGAGAUGGAGGUUCAUCCAUGGAUGAAAACAAACACGAGGGUGGUGGUAGAUUUGGUAAACGCAAGAGUAAAGGUAAAUCUGGAGAUGAAGGUUCAUCAAUGGGUGGAGACUCAUCAGGUGAAGGUAAACGUGGAGGUAUAGGUAAGAAAUCUCGGGGUAAAGGUAAAUCCGGAAGUCGAGGUUCACAUAUGGGUGGAGAAAGUAAACCAGGAGGUGUAGGUUCAUCCAUGGACGGAAGUUCACCCGAUGGUGGAAGUUCACCCAUGAGUGGAGGUUCACCAAGAGGUGGAGGAGGUGGCGGUAAACACGGAAGUGGAGGUUCACCAAUGGAUGGAAGUUCACCCGAUGGUGGAAGUUCACCCAUGAGUGGAGGUUCACCCAGAGGUGGAAGUGGAGGUAGCGGUAUGCUCGGAGGUGGCGGUAAGCACGGAAGUGGCGGUAUGCCUGGAGGUGGACGGUAA